This is a messenger RNA of Rhinolophus ferrumequinum (greater horseshoe bat), 3293 nucleotides long. RefSeq names its product regulator of G protein signaling 9 (gene RGS9). Bases 176 to 2206 code for a protein of 676 amino acids. The transcript has 19 exons. Gene Ontology annotation, biological process: regulation of G protein-coupled receptor signaling pathway; intracellular signal transduction; G protein-coupled receptor signaling pathway. NCBI's taxonomy places the organism in Eukaryota, Metazoa, Chordata, Mammalia, Chiroptera, Rhinolophidae. The record is from RefSeq and is a predicted model, not a curated record.
GAGAGUAAAGGGGUGCCGCAGGCAGCAAUCGCCCCAGCCCCUCGCCCUCCCAGUCCCCCCACCUCCUCUUGGGCGCCAGGACGUUUACAGGACGUUUACGCUGGCUUUUUCACUUGGGGGCUUUUCCUUUUCUCUCCCUUUUGUGUUCUUGUUCUGAAUUCAUCCAAGGUCCAGGAUGACAAUCCGACACCAAGGCCAGCAGUACAGGCCGAGGAUGGCAUUUCUCCCGAAGAUUGAAGCGCUAGUGAAGGACAUGCAGAACCCAGAGACAGGGGUCAGAAUGCAGAACCAGAAGAUCUUGGUCACCAGCGUCCCUCAUGCCAUGACAGGAAGUGAUGUUCUACAAUGGAUCAUUCAGCGGCUUUGGAUCUCCAGUCUGGAGGCACAGAACUUGGGCAACUUCAUUGUCAAGUACGGCUACAUCUAUCCCCUGCAAGACCCCAAGAAUCUCAUCCUCAAACCCGACGGCAGCCUCUACCGAUUUCAGACGCCGUAUUUCUGGCCAACCCAGCAGUGGCCAGCUGAAGAUACAGAUUACGCCAUCUAUCUAGCCAAGCGAAAUAUCAAGAAGAAAGGGAUUUUAGAAGAAUACGAAAAGGAAAAUUACAGUUUCUUGAACAAAAAAAUUAACUACAAGUGGGACUUCGUCAUUAUGCAGGCCAAAGAGCAGUACAGGACUGGAAAGGAAAGGAAUAAAGCAGACAGGUAUGCACUGGAUUGCCAAGAGAAAGCGUAUUGGCUGGUCCACCGAUGCCCUCCAGGAAUGAACAACGUGCUGGACUAUGGCCUGGACCGAGUGACCAAUCCGAAUGAAGUUCAGGUAAACCAGAAACAAACAAUUACGGCUGUCAGGAAAGAGAUCAUGUAUUACCAACAGGCCUUGAUGAGAUCGACGGUGAAGUCUUCGGUGUCCCUUGGAGGGAUCGUCAAAUACAGUGAGCAAUUUUCGUCCAACGACGCCAUCAUGUCAGGCUGCCUCCCUAGCAAUCCUUGGAUAACAGAUGACACCCAGUUCUGGGAUUUAAAUGCCAAAUUGGUGGAAAUCCCAACCAAGAUGAGAGUGGAACGAUGGGCCUUCAACUUCAGUGAAUUGAUCCGAGACCCCAAGGGUCGACAGAGCUUCCAGCACUUUCUCAAGAAAGAAUUCAGUGGGGAGAAUCUGGGAUUCUGGGAAGCCUGCGAGGAUCUGAAGUAUGGAGAUCAGUCCAAGGUCAAGGAGAAAGCGGAAGAGAUUUACAAGUUAUUUCUGGCCCCAGGGGCGAGGCGGUGGAUCAACAUAGAUGGCAAAACCAUGGACAUCACGGUCAAGGGUCUGAGGCACCCCCACCGCUACGUGCUGGAUGCUGCACAAACCCACAUCUACAUGCUCAUGAAGAAGGAUUCUUAUGCUCGCUAUUUAAAAUCUCCAAUCUAUAAGGAAAUGCUGGCCAAAGCUAUUGAGCCUCAGGAAACCACCAAGAAAAGCUCCAGCCUCCUGUUUAUGCGGCGUCACCUGCGCUCCAGCCCGAGCCCCGUCAUCCUGAGGCAGCUGGAGGAGGAAGCCAAGGCUCGAGAAGCAGCCAACACGGUGGACAUCACCCAGUCGGGCCAGCACACCGCUCCCAGCCCCCACCUGGCUGUGUACACUGGGACCUGCGUGCCCCCCUCCCCGUCCAGCCCCUUCUCCCCGUCCUGCCGCUCCCCCAGGAAGCCCUUCCCCUCACCGAGCCGCUUCAUCCGACGGCCCAGCAGCACCGUCUGCCCCUCACCCAUUCGGGUGGACUUGGAGAACACCUUGGGCUCAGAGCAGAAGGGGGAGGCCUGCAGAUCCAGUUUCCGCCAAAGACCCUCCAGAGACGCCUCCACUGACUGCCCCUGGCCCCGGUCCGCGCCCAGGGCCCCUCCCAAGGCCCGCAUGUCUCUGUCCUUCGGCAGGUUUUUGAGACGAGGCUGUUUAGCCUCACCGGUUUUUGCCAGGCUCUCGCCCAAGUGUCCCCCUGUGUCCCACGGGAAGGUACAGCCCCUGGGAGAUGUGGGCCAGCAGCUGCCACGGCUGAAAUCCAGGAGAGUGACAAACUUUUUCCAGAUCAAAAUGGAUGUGCCUAUGGAGACUGGGACCUGCCUGAUGGACUCGGAGGAAACCGGGACAGGAAGAUCGGGUGACCAGGCCAUCAAAAAGGAGGUCAUCUGCCCCUGGGAGAGUCUGGCUGAGGGGAAAGCUGGCUGAGCCGUGGCCUCGGACCAGGCAGAUGGCCCCAGCUGACUCCGCUGGAUGGGGACACCGGACAUGCUCUCGAACCAAAGUGCAUUAAGAUCACAGUGGGGGGCCAGGCAGACAAGGUGGGUGGGUGAUGGGGCAGAGUACUCUGUCUGGGCUCCUGGGGACCAGCUCCUUCUCUCCCUCCGACCUUCCCUCUUUUGGGCAGAAGAAAGGCAUGUGGACCAGAGGACUUUACUUGUUGCCUUAAAACCGAUAAAAGGUUAACUUGGAAGAGUCUCUUGGAUUGGACUGUUAGUGUGUGUCUGUCUGUGUUCUUAGUUAUUUAUGAACCAUUAUUUAGACUCACUUAGACUCAUGUCUUUGGUAUUUUUGACAAAGGGACGUUGGCAAUGAGUCACUUCCAAGGCUCAUUAAGCAGGGGUAACUCCUUCCCUGCUUAAAUUGGUGUGUGCAUGAUGCUUUUAUCCGUGGACUUCCCCAGGGGGAUGCCCCAGGAUGUGGCAUCCUACAGGAAGGGGAGGUCUGGGGAAAGGCGUCCUUCUAGAAUGCCAGGUGUAUUGUUCAGAUCCACCAAGAAGCAGAUGCCAAGAUGAGGUUAGGAUAAAGAGUAGGGGGUGAGGGACUUCACCCCCUCUUUAUCCUGAUGCUGGGCUGACCUCUGGGGAAGGAAGUCGGGGUAGGGAGAGGGUCAGAUAGCAGCACAGUUCCGAGAAAGUUUUGGCCAGGCUGCUGGGGUGUCCCUCAGCCAGUCACUGUUGGAGGGGUCCUGUGUCUGGUGGGAAUGGUUCUGCAUUAGUGCCCUCAGCAUGUAAGGUCAUUGGCUGGGAGUGCCUCUGGGAAGCCUGGCCCGUAUGUGCUGGUGGCCAUCAGUCCAUGUGCACCCUGCAGCACAUUGUCACAUCUGUCGUGCCUGUGAUUGUCACAUCUCCAGUAGUCACUUCUGGACGUUCGGGCCUCGGCACGUUCCUCCCACCUCUUCUCCAGCUAGUCACUCAACGAGAUUUUACUGAGCCCCUACUAUGUGCCCAGUGCUGUGCCGGGCCCUGGGGAUGCAGCUGUGACUCCUUGCUUCAUGGAAUUCAUCUAGAUCAGU